CGAUUGUAUCCAGAGUUGACCUCAUCCGUACUUGAAAGCCGCCGACCUUGCCUUCCACCCUCUCACUCCCGAAUCCAGGCGGAUGCCAUGCGAGGCAGGAACCCACCCUCCUGACUCUACUCUUCAAAAACGAGCAUAGCAUCUCGCGCCUGCAGUACUCUUCACAAUGUCCUUCCUCCGUAAGACGUCCGACGCUUACGCCCUCUCCUCCGUGUUCCCGACAUAUCUACUUCAGUCCGUACCCUUCCGGCGCAAAUCGCGACAGUCAAGUACCGACAGCAACAGCUCCGUCGAAUCCUAUACAUCAAACACUACCUGCACAUCCUCUUCUUCGAACCCCUUCACAAGAUGUCCAACACCCACCCCAAUCCCCGCUUCAGCAUCCUCCGUCAUCAUCCCACCCGAGGACAAAUUCCUCAACGGUCACAGCUCGCAUAUCCAAUGCGCAAAGUGCUCUACAGACCUAUGCCUCACAUCCCAGAUCAUCAGCAAGGGCUUCACAGGCCGGCACGGACGAGCAUAUCUCGUCCAGGGAACGACCAGCCAUAUCCAAACCACAGCCCCAGCCCUGCCGAACACAUACCAGAACAAAUCCAUUCCACGAAACCUCGUGACAGGCCAGCACAUUGUCAGUGACAUCAGCUGUGCCAUCUGCGGGAGCGUCCUUGGCUGGAAAUACGUCGAAGCCAGCGAAGACAGUCAAAAGUACAAGGUGGGAAAGUUCAUUCUCGAGACCAAACGCAUCAGAACGAGUGUCUCGUGGGAGGAGGAUGAAGAUCCAGACUUGGGAGUGACAGCCUACGAUGAGAUAUUGCCUCUUUCACCGCGCGAUCUGAGGAAGAUGGUGGACGCGCCAGGUUCCGCCAACGCUAAAGACGAACCGGAGUUCGACUCGCAGGACGAAGACGAGUGUGAGGACCUGUUUGCCGGCGUCUGGAGUCCUCAACUGGCCUCCAAGAGAAGGCAAAGAAAAGGAGAGCGCUUUGGCAAGCGUCCUCCAGGUGACCGGAUCAAUUUGGUUCCCUCGAGCAGCGCCGACACUUUAUCAUGAUUUAUGAGAUGAGUACGACACCCAUCAUGGACGACGACAUGUGUCCACAGUGGAUGCCUCUCAAGAAGAUGGCUUCUGCAAUUACGAUACGAAUUGAUACCCGCCGGCGGAAAUGGAGGACGCUACCUUUGUUGCUUACCUACGAUUUGCGCUUUAUGGUCUUGAUCAUUGAUUUGACGACACCCUAAGUCGGCGUUACUCGGUUUGGUGUCGGCACAAUUUUAUCAUAUGAUACCCCCUAAUCAUGAGGAUGGCGUUUUAUAGUGCACCUUAUGUUUGUUCAGCA
This is a messenger RNA of Exophiala viscosa, 1337 nucleotides long. Its product is annotated as peptidylprolyl isomerase. The transcript has a single exon. The record is from RefSeq and is a predicted model, not a curated record. NCBI's taxonomy places the organism in Eukaryota, Fungi, Ascomycota, Eurotiomycetes, Chaetothyriales, Herpotrichiellaceae. Bases 167 to 1051 code for a protein of 294 amino acids.